AUGGGGCGGUAUUGCCCUCUCGCCCCACAGGAUGGCCUGAAGCAGACACCCCUCCACGCCUUCCACCAGCAGCAGGGAGGCAGGAUGGUGAACUUUGCUGGCUGGAGCAUGCCCCUGCAGUACGGGCCAGGCCACCUGGAGUCUCACCUGCACACACGCCGGCACUGCUCACUCUUCGACGUCUCCCACAUGCUGCAGACCAAGGUGUUUGGCCGGGACCGGGUGAAGUUCAUGGAAAGCCUGGUGGUUGGGGACAUCGCGGAGUUGAAACCGGACCAGGGCACUCUCUCUCUCUUCACCAGUGAGGAGGGAGGCAUCCUUGACGACCUGAUUGUGACCAGCACCUCGGAGCAGCACCUCUACGUGGUGUCCAACGCCGGCUGCAGGGCCAAGGACUGGGCUCUCAUGCGGGGCCGAGCACAGGAGCUGCAGGCCGCGGGUGCAGACGUGCACCUGGAGAUCUCGGAGAACGCGCUGCUGGCUGUGCAAAGUAAACGCACCUCCCUCCCCCGCUGUGAAGUGACCAGCGGCUGCCCCUCCCCCUGCCUGAAGAAGAACGUGGCCAUGGGCUACGUGGCAGGCGAGCACAGCCGGGCCCUUCUACUUGCUGUGCCAGGUGAAGUGACCAGCGGCUGCCCCUCCCCCUGCCUGAAGAAGAACGUGGCCAUGGGCUACGUGGCAGGCGAGCACAGCCGGGUGGGCACGGCGCUGAUGGUGGAGGUGCGGAAGAAGAGCUGCCCUGCCCUGGUCACCAAGAUGCCCUUCGUGCCCACCCGCUACCACACCCUCAAAUGAAGCCUCGCUCCCAGCCCCACAUCCACCACCACGGGGCCAGGUCCCCCUCAGAACUUCCCACAGGGCAGCCUGGCCCCAUAGCAGCCC
Pelodiscus sinensis (Chinese soft-shelled turtle) is the source of this 882-nucleotide messenger RNA. The record is from RefSeq and is a predicted model, not a curated record. Lineage: Eukaryota; Metazoa; Chordata; Testudines; Trionychidae.